AUGGGUGCUCGAGUCUCCAGAAGUGAUUUCGAAUGGGUUUAUACCGAGGAACCCCAUGCGACGAGACGAAAGGAAAUGUUGGCAAAAUACCCAGAGAUGAAAAAGCUAAUGGGAAGCGAUCCUAAGUUUAAAUACAUCGUCAUUGCCCUGGUGCUCCUGCAGCUGCUGGUUUGCUAUACACUGAAAGAUUGCUCCUGGCCAACAACCUUCAUCUUCGCCUACAUUCUAGGCGGAACAGUCAACCAUUCUCUUAGUUUGGCCAUUCAUGAAAUUGCCCACAAUUUGGCUUUUGGCCAUAAUCGACCUUUUGCAAACAGAUUAUUUGGAUUUUUUGCCAAUUUGCCUCUAGGUUUGCCAGUAUCAAUUUCGUUCAAGAAAUAUCACUUAGAUCAUCAUCGAUACCAAGGAGAUGAAAAGAUGGACGUUGAUAUUCCUUCGGGACUGGAAACAAAAUUCUUCACUCGCACUCUGCACAAAUUUGUUUGGGUAAUUUUGCAACCGUGGUUCUAUUCGAUCCGCCCAUUCUUUGUCAACCCAAAGCCCUUGAGCAUCUUGGAGAUUAUCAACCUCAUCCUUCAGCUGUCAUUCGAUAUUAUUCUUUAUAAGUACCUAGGCUUUAAGGCCUUGGCAUACUUAGUUCUGGGUACCUUCAUGGCUACAGGGCUUCAUCCAAUGGCUGGGCAUUUUAUUUCUGAGCACUAUAUGUUUGUUAAAGGCUACGAGACCUACUCUUACUAUGGUCCCCUAAACUGUUUGACAUGGAAUGUGGGGUAUCAUAAUGAACAUCAUGAUUUUCCCAGCAUUCCAGGAUCUCGAUUGCCACAGGUUCGGAAAAUUGCUCCAGAAUACUAUGACAACCUGCCCUGCCAUCAUUCCUGGGUUAGUGUGAUUUGGGAUUUCAUAUUUGAUCCUGAGAUUGGACCGUAUGCUAGAGUAAAGCGCAGAUCUCCGAAAACCGAAGCAAGCAAGGAUAGUCAUAAUGCAAAGGUGAAUGGUGAUGGGGCACAAGAGAAUGGUAAUGGAGCACAAGUAAAGGUUAAUGGAGCACAUGCGAAUGGAAACGGAGCACAAUAG
This is a messenger RNA of Candidula unifasciata, 1074 nucleotides long. The record is from the annotation of a GenBank genome assembly. Lineage: Eukaryota; Metazoa; Mollusca; Gastropoda; Stylommatophora; Geomitridae.